AUGGCCGACGUGGAGAUGAAAGAUUCUAGUGCAGCCUCCUCAAAGGGCAAGGCUGUCGCAACAACCUCUGAUAGUACCAGCGAUGGUAAGAAGAAGUUUGAAGUGAAGAAGUGGAACGCUGUUGCUCUUUGGGCUUGGGACAUUGUUGUUGAUAACUGUGCUAUCUGCCGAAACCACAUUAUGGACCUGUGUAUCGAGUGUCAAGCAAACCAAGGAUCUUCAACAACGGAGGAGUGCACUGUCGCUUGGGGUAUCUGCAAUCACGCCUUCCACUUCCACUGCAUCUCGAGAUGGCUGAAGACCCGUCAAGUGUGUCCGCUGGAUAACCGUGACUGGGAGUUCCAGAAGUAUGGUCGGUAG
Messenger RNA from Penicillium verhagenii, 360 nucleotides. Its product is annotated as SCF ubiquitin ligase complex subunit HRT1. The record is from RefSeq and is a predicted model, not a curated record. Bases 1 to 360 code for a protein of 119 amino acids. The transcript is spliced from 4 exons. Lineage: Eukaryota; Fungi; Ascomycota; Eurotiomycetes; Eurotiales; Aspergillaceae. Gene Ontology annotation, molecular function: zinc ion binding; cullin family protein binding; ubiquitin protein ligase activity. Gene Ontology annotation, biological process: protein ubiquitination; ubiquitin-dependent protein catabolic process. Gene Ontology annotation, cellular component: nucleus; cullin-RING ubiquitin ligase complex.